Molecule: messenger RNA, 1525 nt
Organism: Spodoptera littoralis (African cotton leafworm)
Lineage: Eukaryota; Metazoa; Arthropoda; Insecta; Lepidoptera; Noctuidae
Source: the annotation of a GenBank genome assembly
GGUGCUUAUAGCGGCUACAGUAUGUACGAAGUCAGGAAAAGCAUUGGUGUCACGUCAAUUCGUGGAGAUGACGAAGGCACGUAUCGAAGGAUUGCUGGCUGCCUUCCCCAAGCUCAUGACUGGAGGUAGACAGCACACUUUCGUGGAAACUGAGUCUGUCAGGUAUGUGUACCAACCACUGGACAAGCUGUACAUGCUGCUCAUCACCACUAAAGCCAGUAAUAUCCUCGAGGAUUUGGAGACUUUGCGCUUGUUCAGUAGAGUGGUUCCAGAAUACUGCACUCAGCUGACAGAGGCUGAGGUACUGAACCAGGCGUUCAACCUGCUGUUUGCAUUCGACGAGAUUGUGGCCCUCGGCUACAGGGAGAGUGUCAACUUGGCACAGGUGCGGUCGUUUGUGGAGAUGGACUCCCAUGAAGAGAAGAUUUACCAAGCUGUGCGUCAGACCCAAGAGCGCGAGGCCGCCAACCGUAUGCGUGAGCGUGCCAAAGAGUUGCAGCGAGAGAGGUUGGAGGCAGCCAAAAGGGGCGUGCCCACACGCAGUCAGAUGUCCUUCGGAAGCAGUUACAGCAGCUCCAACAUGUCGUCGUCUGCGUCCGCUGAGCCUAUAGCUGAGAAGAUUCCUACUACGCCUGCGCGCGAAACUAGCCGGCCGGCGGGUCGGUCGGCCAUGAAGCUGGGGUCGCGCGGCACGGACACGGAGUCGUUCGUGUCGCGCCUGCGCAGUGAGGGCGACGCCGUGUCCGCGGCCGCCGCGCCCUCCGCCAAGACGGACGUCGCUAAACCACCGCCGCCUGAUCAUAAAGAUGUUCACUUACGGUUUGAGGAGCGUCUCACCCUGGUGGCUGGCAGAGACGGUGACGUACAGAACUUUGAACUUAGCGGUCUGCUGACGCUGCGCAUCAGCAACGAGCAGUACGCGCGCAUACACGUCCACGUCGACAACCAGGACCCGAGGCCGCUGCAGCUACAGACGCACCCUAACGUGGACAAGGAGGCAUUCCGCGCCAACGGAGUGAUCGGACUGAAGCAGUCGCAGCGCGCCUUCCCGCUGCACAGCGACGUCGGCGUCCUCAAGUGGAGGCUCAAUGCUAACGACGACAAGCUCGCACCGCUCUCCGUGAACUGCUGGCCGUCAGAGGGCGCUGGCGGCGGCUGUGACGUCAACAUCGAGUACGAACUGGAACACGACCAUCUCACACUCAGCGACGUCAAUAUACAUAUCCCACUACCUUCUGGCAACACAUCAGUGAUAGUCCACCAGUGGGAAGGUAGCUACGCGCAGAAGGGACGCACUCUUACCUGGAGCAUACCCAUCAUCAACAAACAACAGAAAUCGGGCAGCCUCGAGUUCACGGUGACGCCAGCGAUACCAAAUGACUUCUUCCCUCUGACGGUGACCUGGACAUCGGACACGUCCCUCGCUCUCCUGAAGGCCACGAAGGUGACAUUCGCUGAGGACAGUACACCCGUCGACUACUCCCAAGAAAUCAGCUUCCAUCCCGACAAGUAUGAGAUCGUUUAA